Molecule: messenger RNA, 1008 nt
Organism: Sinocyclocheilus grahami
Lineage: Eukaryota; Metazoa; Chordata; Actinopteri; Cypriniformes; Cyprinidae
Product: WD repeat-containing protein 92-like
Exons: 3
Coding region: 583-1008 (141 amino acids)
Molecular function (GO): protein binding
Source: RefSeq, a predicted model, not a curated record
CAGUACCGUGAGCUGGGCUGCUGAUAAAGCCGGGAACUGCGGUCUCUUGGCCGCUACGGUCUCCUCGAGCUGCGCGUCCCGCUUCCGCUUCUGGCUCCUCUUAGAUCUGACUUUCUCAAACGCGUCCGUGUUUCCCUCGCAGUCCAUACUAGCGCUCGCCUCCGCCGGCGUGUUCGACACCGACUCCAUCGCGAAGAAAACAGCGUUUAGACACGACACUGCGGCAGAGAUGUUCACCACGUGGCUUCUGCCAUGGUACAGACGGAAAGGACCUUAUAGCUGCCCAACCAGUGCCAAGUGCUGCCACUUAUUAAAUGAAUCAUGUGUUUCCAUGUUAGCUGCCAAAGUGAUUUUAACUUAAUUAAUCUUUCUUACAAAUAUUAAAUGAACGUAUAUCAUAGUCUAUCCGCAUGGUAAAGAUUUGCCGUUGAUUUUGGUCAGGCCAGAAGUAAGGCAGCUAUGUGUUGUGGGAGGGUCCUUAUCGCAAAAGAAAACACGCGCACCGCUGCUGAAAUCUCUCCUGCUUUCCGCUCAAACUGACCGGUUUCUGCGCUUUGAUCGAAGGUUAAAGGUUAAAGCAGCAUGUCAGCAGCGCUCGAGAAGCCGCAGAUCAUCGCGCACAUCCAGAAGAGUCUGAGCUACACGGUGUUUGACAGCAGAUGGCUUCCCUGCAGCGCCAAGUUUGUUUGUAUGGGAAACUUCGCCCGAGGAACCGGAGUCCUGCAGAUCUACGAGGUCCAGCGCGGGGAGCUGCAGCUGGUCAGAGAGAUCGAGAAAGCCAAGCCGAUCAAGUGCGGGACGUUUGGAGCCACAUCUCUCCAGCAGAGGCAUCUGGCCACGGGGGACUUUGACGGCAGCCUGGAUGUUUGGAAUCUGGAGGUGCCGGAGAGCCCGGUGUACUCGGUGAAGGCACACAAGGAGAUCAUCAACAGCAUUGAUGGAGUGGGCGGACUGGGCAUCGGCGACGGGGCCCCUGAGAUCGUCACCGGGAGCCGAGACGGUGACUAG